AUGAAGCGCACCGAGCGGCGGUCUGCCGUUGGCGUGGGCGUGGGCGCACUCGUGGCGGGACUCGUUGCACUCAGCCUCCUCGCGACCCAAGCUAGCGCUGGUGAGGACAGACGAGUGCUUCUUUUCCUCUCUUCUUUACCACCUCUUUUGCCCCCGACAGACGAGUGCUUCGGCUUGGAUUGCGGGUUCAAGGACUGUCUUUUGAACACUUUUGGCCAACCCGUCUGCAUUGGCUCGGGGGAAGAAUGGAAUCCGGAUGCAUGUCUCAGUCAGAACCUGUUUUGCGGGGAAGCAGAGUGCGUCGUGCAGGAUGGUACAACACGUUGCCAAUGCAAGGAAGGUUUCGUCUUACAAAAAGAUACUUACAAGUGCAUUGCUGGUGAGUGCUGGAGUGUGGGUGGGUGCGGGAGUGUGGGUGGGUGCGGGAGUGUGGGGCGGGUGCGGGAGUGUGUGUGGGUGCGGGAGUGUGGGUGGGUGCGGGAGUGUGGGGCGGGUGCGGGAGUGUGGGGCGGGUGCGGGAGUGUGGGUGGGUGUGGGAGUGUGGGUGGGUGCGGGAGUGUGGGCGGGUGCGGGAGUGUGGGCGGGUGCGGGAGUGUGGGCGGGUGCGGGAGUGUGGGUGGGUGCAGGAGUGUGGGUGGGUGCGGGAGUGUGGGGUGGGUGCGGGAGUGUGGGGUGGGUGCGGGAGUGUGGGUGGGUGCGGGAGUGUGGGUGGGUGCGGGAGUGUGGGCGGGUGCGGGAGUGUGGGCGGGUGCGGGAGUGUGGGCGGGUGCGGGAGUGUGGGCGGGUGCGGGAGUGUGGGCGGGUGCGGGAGUGUGGGGCGGGUGCGGGAGUGUGGGGCGGGUGCGGGAGUGUGGGCGGGUGCGGGAGUGUGGGCGGGUGCGGGAGUGUGGUCAGGCUGAUGUUGACUCCUUCCCUCCUCCACCCAUGGCAGCGGCAGACCCGUGUAAGACGGGCACUCUCAGGUGCGGCAAGAAUUCCAAGUGCGUUGUGAAGUACGGGCAGGGGAGUUGCGAGUGUGACGCCGGCUACACCAAGAGGAGCGGCCUCUGCACUGCCGUGUGCAAGCGGGCCUGCCCUGUGAAUGCGCAGUGCACGGUGGAGAGAGGAUAG
This is a messenger RNA of Closterium sp. NIES-65, 1110 nucleotides long. The record is from the annotation of a GenBank genome assembly. Lineage: Eukaryota; Viridiplantae; Streptophyta; Zygnematophyceae; Desmidiales; Closteriaceae.